AUGACCGAAGAAGUUGAAACGGUAGAUUUGACACCACAAACAAAAAGUUCAGAACCAUUGUCAAAACCUGUCAAAGAACUUACAGAUGAAGAGAAAAAUUCAAUAAUAGAAAGUGCCAGGUCUGGAAAUACAAACCCUAACUAUAAAGUCACUUUUCAUAGAAAUGGAACGGCUAGUAUCUCAAAAAAGAAACAGACCCUCACAAAUAAAAUAUUGAAGUCUGAAGGAGCUUUCGAGACAACAGAUGGAAAAGUUUACUUCACUGACCAACAGUUCAUUAUAGAACAUCUCAUUGACUUAGAGUCGAAAUAUUCUAAACUUUACAACAAACACAAAAAAGUUGAAAGGAAAACAAAAACAAA
Messenger RNA from Trichomonas vaginalis G3, 362 nucleotides. RefSeq lists its product as uncharacterized. Lineage: Eukaryota; Parabasalia; Trichomonadida; Trichomonadidae. The record is from RefSeq and is a predicted model, not a curated record. The annotation marks the transcript as partial. The transcript has a single exon.